UCCUAGGGCAACGGAAGGCAAGAUGAUUUAUAAACAAAAAAAUGAGCUUACAUUCGCCAAUAAUUGUAUUUAAUACUGUUAUAAAUUAAGUAAUUCUAAUUACUAUUCCACAAGAAGAAAAUUGGCAGUAUAUUUGUAUUAAAAUGGCAUCAAUUAAUAAUACCCGGGAUCAAAAACUCGAGCAGCAAAGACAAUUAAUGGAACAAAAAAUGAGGCAGAAGAGACAGAAUUCCGGUAUGGUACAAGCUAACGACUUGCGUGUGAGCUCUGCUAAACGUCCGAUAUCAGGUAGCCGGUCUCGGGAACUUCAUGGCUAUGAUGGUCCGAUGCAAUUUCUUAUGUCACCAGUCAAUCCAGAUCAAGUAAUCCCUCUCCAAACUAAUAGAAUAUCAACAUUUGAUGAAUUAGGUAAUCAGAUAGAGGUACUAACUAUUGGAGAUGAUGGUAGCGGGGAAGAGGAAGGGGAAAGUGUACCCGUGUGCAGCAUGGGUCGUGACAUCAGUACUGACGAUGUGUGCGCCGAUGCGGCCGUUGCUCCCCUCCAGGGCCGAACUAUACAACGUGAAGGGUCACCUAGUCCGAAUGCAGAAAUAGAAGGAUCAGUUGAAGGCUCAAUAGAAACUUUUGUAGUAACACCAGCUAAGCAUGGAACACUAUAUAAGUGUAGAAUAGCUCGGGAUCGCAAGGGAAUGGAUCGUGGAUUAUAUCCCACAUAUUUUUUGCACCUAGAAAAGGAUUAUGGCAAAAAAGUUUUCUUACUAGCCGGUCGAAAGCGCAAGAAAUCAGCAACAUCAAAUUACCUAAUAUCAACUGAUCCAACUGAACUGACGCGUCAAGCAGACAGUUUUGCUGGAAAGCUGCGCUCAAACCUGCUUGGUACAGCUUUCACAGUUUAUGACAAUGGUAAAGCUUGGAGAAAACAUGAUCAUGCCCAUACCAGGCAGGAACUUGCUGCUGUUGUUUAUGAUACAAACGUACUAGGCUUCAAAGGACCACGAAAAAUGACCGUAGUCCUACCUGGUAUGACACCUGAUCGGCAAAGAGUUACAAUUACCCCACAAGAUGACAGUGAAACCCUACUCGAACGUCUGAAGACCCAGACCUUAGACGACAUAGUGGUUCUUCACAACAAGACACCAGUGUGGAACGAUGAAACCCAGUCCUACGUACUAAACUUCCAUGGCAGAGUGACACAGGCAAGUGUUAAAAACUUUCAAAUUGUUCACGACUCGGAACCAGAUUAUGUUGUUAUGCAGUUUGGUCGUAUAUCAGAAGAUAUCUUUACUAUGGAUUUCAGAUAUCCAUUAUGUGCUCUUCAAGCAUUUGGCAUUGCCCUUAGUUCAUUUGAUAGUAAACUGGCAUGCGAAUAAUCGAAUUUACCAAAAAUCGAGUAAUUACAAUUGA
Messenger RNA from Papilio xuthus (Asian swallowtail), 1404 nucleotides. It is a transcript of the gene ktub, whose product is annotated as Tub domain-containing protein ktub. Gene Ontology annotation, biological process: protein localization to cilium. The transcript is spliced from 7 exons. Gene Ontology annotation, cellular component: cilium. The record is from RefSeq and is a predicted model, not a curated record. The coding region runs from base 144 to 1370 and encodes 408 amino acids. Lineage: Eukaryota; Metazoa; Arthropoda; Insecta; Lepidoptera; Papilionidae.